AUGCGUCCCCUGCAGCAUCCCCCUCCAUCUCCUCCGGCCGAUGCUGGCAUAUGGCUUCCGUGUUCCGGUCCCUGCGAGCGUCAGGACGUACGGGGGACGGAAUGGCGGCAAAUUUAAAAAUUUUUAGAAACUGUCAUUUUCUUAGAAAUGAUGUAUCAAACCAUUUCACAUACAUUUUAUCCCUACUGCUUUGUCCUGUGCCCUGCCUGCAUUUUGACUGUUCUUUCUGCCUGGAAACUUAGAAAAGUCCAUGGCGUCCAAAAAGCGUCCCUUUUGGUCAAAAGUGGUUUUAGACUGGCUAGAGAACAGCGAUAGUAAAUCAUAACCACUUGCAGAAUUGA
Staurois parvus is the source of this 341-nucleotide messenger RNA. NCBI's taxonomy places the organism in Eukaryota, Metazoa, Chordata, Amphibia, Anura, Ranidae. The record is from the annotation of a GenBank genome assembly.